CACGACCUACUGGCGGCGAGUGGUUUGAGUCACAAGCUCCUAUAGGUUUCAUAACGGUAGCUGCAUCGCUCCGGAGUCGUAAUAUAGUAACAGCUGUUCGGAAUGGCUGAGGAGGCACGUCCAGACCCACAGACUACCAGGAAUCCGCUGCUCGAGAUGAAGGUGAAUGUGGCCUUUGCAAAGUCCAGACUUGGAAUCCUCCUGGCUGUUGAAGUGGUGCUGGCAGUGAUCAUCGUAGGGCUGUCCACUGGUGUGGGAAACGUAGCACGUGUGCAGGACAGUUUGUACGUUCUGCUGCUCAUUUGCUUCUACGCCAUGAUCACAUGCUUCUUCCUGUGGGUCGCCGGCUUCGUCACGAAAGAAGGGACCAAAAAUCCAAUUUUCGCGGCGUUGGUACAUGGCUUCACCGCUAUCCUGUACUUCAGCAGCGCUGUGGCCGUUCUUGCACUGAUUCACCGUGGCGCUCCUGAGGCGGCUAACCAACCGUAUCCCGGACCCGAUGGCAGUAUUCCCGUUGACUUUCGCGGUAUCCAGAAAGACAUAUACCCUUCCGAUGUUGCCGGGUACAGGCUAGCCCCCGCUAGGGCUAACCCGGCAGGAUAUGAUGAGGCUGUGAGGAUCUUGGCACAGCUUAAGGCUGCAUGCAUGCUCGCAGUGGUCAUCGUGGGGCUGUCCAAUGGCGUGUCGGAGCUCCUGCGUCUAACUGACAGCUUCUACGUUCUGCUCCUCAUUUGCUUCUACGCCAUGGUCACAUGCUUCUUCCUGUGGGUUGCCGGCUUCAUCACGAAGGAAGAAAUCAAAAGCCCCAUUUUCGUGGCGUUGGUACACGGCUUCAGCGCAAUCCUGUACUUCAGCAGUGCUGUGGCCGUUUUUGCACAGCUGCAUCGACGCAUUCGUGUGGCUGCUGACAUCGGAUACCCCAUCUACCCGAUGCCCAAUUUCGAUUUUCCUAUGAAUAUUCACGGUAUUGGGAUAUACGACAGAAGCUCGGCCUAUGGUGGCAGGUAUAGGUCGACUUACGGCAGAGGCAGUGCGAGGGGACCAUAUGAGAUCGUGGCACAGAUUGACGCUGCAUGCGGAAUUGCCUUAAUUGCCAGCGUCAUCCAUGGAGGUCACGCAGUUCUCGCUGUUCUCGGACUGGUGUAGACGGCUCGAUCAUCUAGUGCAAGUGUCAUCUGCACUACGAGGCGUCAGUAUGCACUGCCUGACCUGGGUACCUCGGCGGUACAUACCUGUACAGAUCACUGUUCAUUUAACAUAUAAGUAUUAUAUUGUACGACAAGCGCAAGCACUUGACGCAGUAAUAAUAAAGCUGUAGAACUUUACAACAUUGGGAACACA
This is a messenger RNA of Ornithodoros turicata, 1341 nucleotides long. RefSeq lists its product as uncharacterized. Gene Ontology annotation, cellular component: membrane. The transcript is spliced from 6 exons. The record is from RefSeq and is a predicted model, not a curated record. Lineage: Eukaryota; Metazoa; Arthropoda; Arachnida; Ixodida; Argasidae. Bases 103 to 1146 code for a protein of 347 amino acids.